CUUAUCUGUUCUGAAAGAGACAAAACAAGAGUUAAAGAAAGAGAGAGUGGACCCCAAACUGAACCCUCUCUUUUACUUCUCAUUGCUUUUGUCCUUGUUAUUUUUUAUUGACAAGAGUUCAAAAGUCUUGUGAGAAAAAUGAAAGAGAUGAAUCAGAAAAUGGGGACUCACAAGUUCAGAUUUUCAGACAUGAUGCCUCCCUCAUGGCUCUAUAAGCUCAAAGGCAUGAGCAGAAGUAGCAGAAAACACCUUCCUUCUUCUCCCAAACGCCUCUCCACUGAUGCUUCUUCCUCAAGAAACACUCUUCGUCUUUCUUCAUCUCCUUAUCACCCUCAAGGCUCUUCUUCACCGCCACCAAAAUCUCCUUUCAAGAGAAAACUCAAACGUAAGACCGUUUACAAGCCUUCCUCUAGGCUCAAGCUCUCUUCCUCUUCCUCCUCCUUCAACCCUCAUGUCCCUCUCACCACUUCUCGUAAUCAUCGCUCUAAACCAACCUCUUCAAAUGCAAUCAUUCUUGAGCCUUCUCUCACUUCUUCUCGGGAUCAUCGCUCCAAGUCAUUCUCUGCAAAUGCAAACAUUGUAGAGCCUUCUCUCACUUCUUCUCGGGAUCAUCGCUCUAAACCAUCCUCUGCAAAUGCAGUCUCUGAUUCCACCGUUGGAAGCUCGUCAGAUCCUCUGUCAUCAUCUCCUUCUGACCAAGACUAUCUUGAAUCUCAUUCAGUUGACGUCAAGAACAACCAUUCUGUGAAGAAGCAAGUUUCUGAAGAUCCUUCAGUCACAUACAACUCUAGUCCUGACUUGUCUGAGACUAUAAAGAAACCACCUCUUGAAAUAAAGAGACAGCAGAAACUGAAGAAACCGAAAGCUGGUUCAACAGGUAUAAGGAUUCGAGCUAAUUCACCAAGGAUCGCCAGAAAGAAGACAAAGGGAAGAACGUCCCCACAACCAAUGAUGAAGAAUGAAACAGCAGAGAGUUUCGCUAUAGUUUUGACUUCAGUGGAUCCAGAAAAAGACUUCAGAGAAUCCAUGGUUGAGAUGAUCGUGGAGAACAAGAUGAAGGAACAGAAAGACCUGGAAGAUCUUCUUGCAUGUUACCUUUCUCUGAACUCAAGCGAGUAUCACGACACAAUCAUCAAAGCCUUCGAGAAAACAUGGUUUCAUUUGACUCGCUCUAUGUAAAACCAAAAGGCAACUUUAUUGAAACACACAUGUAACCUUUUUACAUUUUGAAACCAGCAAGUUUGUUUAUCCGCAUUAUUACUAUAGACAUUA
Molecule: messenger RNA, 1272 nt
Organism: Brassica oleracea var. oleracea
Lineage: Eukaryota; Viridiplantae; Streptophyta; Magnoliopsida; Brassicales; Brassicaceae
Product: transcription repressor OFP3-like
Exons: 1
Coding region: 139-1179 (346 amino acids)
Biological process (GO): negative regulation of DNA-templated transcription
Molecular function (GO): DNA binding
Source: RefSeq, a predicted model, not a curated record